Molecule: messenger RNA, 2308 nt
Organism: Aphis gossypii (cotton aphid)
Lineage: Eukaryota; Metazoa; Arthropoda; Insecta; Hemiptera; Aphididae
Product: pyrokinin-1 receptor-like
Exons: 7
Coding region: 375-2039 (554 amino acids)
Biological process (GO): neuropeptide signaling pathway
Cellular component (GO): plasma membrane
Molecular function (GO): neuromedin U receptor activity
Source: RefSeq, a predicted model, not a curated record
CGCUGGUGCUGCAGUUGAGCUUGAGCGCAGCCGUUCGUGUCUUUCGUAUACAGUAUGAUUCGCACGCGAGAGUCGUACGGACUGUCGUUCGGUUGUCGUAAGUCUAGCCGACGUGGUCUCUCAUCGUUUCUCCACUUCAAUGAAUAUACUUUAGCCGGUCAGUUUUCAAGAAUGAUUACAAGCGAUUCAAACAAAAAUAUUUAUAACUAUUUCAAUAAACGCUUCAGAAAUAAAAUAAUUAAGAAGAUAAAUGAACUUGGCUUUUGAAUACUUGCCAUAAACUAUUUAAAAUAGUUAAGAAAAGUUUGGUUAACAAUAAAUAAUCAUGAAUUAACUAAAUCAAUCAAAAUAUAAAAGCAUAACACACAACGGCGAUGUCACUGCAGAAUGAGCUGUACAACGAUGGCGGUGGUAAAGGUAGCCAGUUGAAUUUAACAGCAGGAAAUACGUGGGACAGCGACUACAUAAUGCCUAAACGGGAUCCUCUAUACAUAGUCGUACCGAUGACCAUCAUGUACUCAGUAAUAUUCGUGACAGGCGUAAUAGGAAACUCGAUCACUUGCAUGGUGAUCGCCAAACACAAAUACAUGCACACAGCAACCAAUUACUAUUUAUUUAGUUUGGCCAUGUCCGAUCUUAUACUUCUAGUAUCCGGGUUACCGCAAGAAAUGUGGUCCAUUUGGUCUAGAUAUCCGUACGUAUUUGGUGAAAUAUUUUGUCAACUUAGAGGUCUGUUUUCCGAAAUGUCUGCCAAUGCUACCGUACUUACCAUAACAGCGUUCACGGCUGAGCGGUAUGUAGCUAUUUGCCACCCAUUCAUGGCGCAAAGCAUGUCAAAACUUUCCAGAGCCGUAAAACUUAUCAUCAUCAUAUGGCUGGUCGCUGUGUUGUUUGCUAUACCCCAGGCAUUGCAAUUCACCGUAUCAUCAUGGGACGGUUCUUCAGAACUGAUGCAGUGCAAUAUUCGAAGUAUACUGUUAAUGGACACGAAUAUCGAACUAUCUACCGUAUCGUUCACGCUGUCAACGCUGUUAUUUUUCUUGCUGCCAAUGACACUGAUAACUGUACUUUACGCGCUUAUCGGACUCCGCCUCCGGCGCUCGGACAAACUGAAACGCACCAUCACGGUACGAUCGACACACGGCGAGAAAAAAAUGUCGUCACCCGAGUACAGGGCCAACUCAUCACCAAAAGUCCUUAAAAUGCUCGUUGCUGUCGUCGUGGCGUUCUUCAUCUGCUGGGCUCCAUUUCAUGCGCAAAGGCUAAUCGCCAUAUUCGGGAUUAGUCACGCAUCGUCUGGUAACUUGGACGCGAAGGACAUACCGUUUUUACAUCAGCUGUACGGUAUUUCCACGUACAUCUCUGGCGUUCUCUAUUAUGUAUCCACCACCAUCAAUCCAAUACUGUAUCACAUCAUGUCUCUGAAAUUCAGAGGAGCAUUUAAGGAAACGGUGUUACGGUGUUGUGGCGGCGACAGCGGUUGCGGCGGCGACGGAUGGCCCGGAAAAUGCAAACAACAACGUCCGGCACGUUGGACGCGGAGGAUGCUGCGUAGCGACUCGUCCGAACCUACUACCGAUGACCACCGACCAAAGUACAGACGAGUGUCCGGACGGACGACAUCGUCUAUCGAAUUGCCGGCGACCGCCGACGAUAAUGAGGACGACGACGAAGUUUACAGUGGCCGAAGUCCCGGCCCCGACGCCGAGCUCGCCGACUGUUGGCGGCGGGCGAUGACGGGACUGUCGGCGACCGGAAACACCGAGCGACGACACGACAGCAGCUGCAGCAACAGUGCCGGAAGCAGUGGAGGAAACUGCGACGACAGUUCCGCCGCGUCCGGCCCGGCGCUCGAUGCAUCCGGCGACCGUGGACGGCGUCCGGUAAAAGUGCCGCCGGCGAUAGCACUCAGCAACUGGACCGUGAUCAGCAACAGUAGCCUCAGGGACGUGGACUGCGAAGAUCUGCGCGACGAGCUCGUCGGUUACGCGACCGACGCUUCGGCGAUGACAAUCGUCGGCGAGACUACGUAUUAUUAAGUGGCGAUAGGAUUUGUUCCCCGCAAGCGGAAUAUUACGCGUACCGAGAGAACAUUGUCAUCUAUUUGAACGGCUGAUGGUUGUCGGGACGAGUGUGAUAUAAUUUUGACCAAAAAGUUAAUAUUCCGUUUGGGCGAGUGAAAUUGUUUUUACCUACGUAUGAACGACACCUGUGAUAUAGGUACGAACUUGGUGAUGCACGUGUAACUUUGUUUUAUUAAUUUCUCACUGUACAUUACUAGACAACAAUAUAAUAUUAUUAUACAAUA